Molecule: messenger RNA, 213 nt
Organism: Parathielavia appendiculata
Lineage: Eukaryota; Fungi; Ascomycota; Sordariomycetes; Sordariales; Chaetomiaceae
Exons: 2
Coding region: 1-213 (70 amino acids)
Source: RefSeq, a predicted model, not a curated record
AUGACCACGCUCUGCGUCAGCUCACAAAGAUACGUGGCGUCUGCCGUCUACAACUCGGGAGCACUUUCCCUCGCCUCCUCUACGGAUGACGUGCCGCGCAAUUCUGUUAUGAUCAGGUUGCUCGACACCUGCAUCCGCGUCCUUAAGGAUGCGGGGACGAACAAGUUGUUCAUCAACGGCAUGAAAGGGGAGAUGACGGUCUCUCGGAAUUAG